AUGAAGCCCAUGGAAGCCAGCAAGAUUGCCAGUGUGAAUUUGAACGUCACCUGGGAACCCUUUUAUUUGAACUCUUCCAUGCCAGAAGAGGGAGAAGACAUGGAAGCCCACUUGUACAAGAAAUACGGGAUUCAAGGAGUUCAAAUGCUCAAAGAUCCCAAUGCUUAUUUGUAUGUAGCAGGACGCAAGGUGGGAAUUGAAUUUACCAAAAAGCGCAACAUUUAUCCCACCAAAAAGGCUCAUGCCUUGAUGGAAUAUGCCAAACAAGAAAAAAGUAACGACGUUGCCAAUCAAAUGAUGGAAGAAAUGUUUCAACGGUACUUUGAAAAGGGAGACAAUAUCAAUUCGGAAGACGUCUUGUCCGAGAUUGCCACCAAGGUUGGAAUUGAUGAGGCAGCUGCUAAGGAAGCCGUGAAGGAUGACAAGUACCUUUAUGAAGUCAAUGAAAAGGACAAGCUAUACAAGCAACAAAUGCGGAUCUCGGGUGUUCCAUACUUUCUGAUUGAUCGUAAGGAUGGUCAGCGUCCUAUUGGAUUUUCUGGUGCUCAACCCAUUGAUAUCAUGGCCGAGCAACUGGAAGAGGCUACCGAAGAGUAG
Molecule: messenger RNA, 597 nt
Organism: Cylindrotheca closterium
Lineage: Eukaryota; Bacillariophyta; Bacillariophyceae; Bacillariales; Bacillariaceae
Source: the annotation of a GenBank genome assembly